Molecule: messenger RNA, 1612 nt
Organism: Betta splendens (Siamese fighting fish)
Lineage: Eukaryota; Metazoa; Chordata; Actinopteri; Anabantiformes; Osphronemidae
Product: galectin-2-like
Exons: 7
Coding region: 335-766 (143 amino acids)
Molecular function (GO): carbohydrate binding
Source: RefSeq, a predicted model, not a curated record
CGUUCUGACGGUCCAGAAACCGCAGAUCUACACAAUAUUGUUUUUGUGUGAAGAUCAAACGUCACCAGCGCUGACACGCUAAAGGCCGCGCAGUGAAACGUGGGUCACGUGACGCUGGAGACGCUAGUCGAGGUGUAGCUGGUUCCACUGGUGAACAGGCUCCGCUCGUGCUCUUUAGCUGCUCUUAGAUUAUAAUAAAGCAGGUCCAACAUCACCGGGUGGAACCAGAACUUCGUCGAGCACUGGAGGCUUCACUUGUUAAAGAAACCUUGAGCUCCACUCCUGCCGUCCUCCACCUUCCAUCAGUCCCACAGCUGUAAACCAAACACCCAACAUGAGCAUGGAACUUGAAGUGAAGAACGCUGAACUGAGAGCUGGAGAUCAGCUGAAAGUGAAGGGAGUCAUUCUGCAUGAUGCAGAGAGAUUUCAGAUCGACCUGGGCUGUGAUGUAGAUGACCUGGCGUUGCACUUUAACCCCCGUUUCCAUGACGACGACGAUGGAGCUGUUCUCGUGUGCAACUCAAAGAUUGCAGGCUGCUGGGGUGAUGAGAAACGGGAAACAGAAAACCCUCUUCAGAAAGGCUCAGAGGUGAAGCUUGCACUGAAGAUGAAUGAAGACGUGUUUGAAGUGGAGCUGCCUGGUGGACAGGAAGUCCAGUUUCCGAACCGUGUUGGUCUAGGAGUCAUCAGCUACAUCAGAAUCAAGGGAGACUUCAAACUGACGUCUUUCAAGAUCUCCUCAGGUGUUUGUUCCUGUUCCAGCUGAGCUGUGCCAAUGGUUCUCCCUCUUCAUAAAACAACAUAGAGUUUAGUCAAGCUGAUGUGGAGCAGUGGAAUAUCAGUGUUUGAUCUAAGUCUAUGAUGUAAUUUGUGAAUAGUCAGUUAAAAAAGGCACAGCUUCUAGGUUUCAUCCAGACUUUGAAUCGCUUCUUCUUUAGAAUAAGUUUUCCACUCACUGGGGAUUUCACCAAAGUUCUGGAAUUUUCCAUUAUUGUGAUUUUCUAGUGGAGUCUGAAAUCGACACACAACCCAUUUCCAAUACUUGAGGUCAGACUCAGCAGCAGCGAUGCUCCAGUUCGUAAAGGCCGGACCUGCAGUUCUGUACAGUUUAUAUGGAAGCGUCUUAUGUGAAUCAAGACCAGGACUAAAGCUUUGAUCACUUGCAACCUUAGUUGUGCAGAAGUCAAAGCUCAGCUCAGCUGGACUUGCACCGUGUGAGUCAGUGAGUGCAGGGAAUCGAUGUAAAGGGACGCUGUGAUCGCCAGGACUGUGAUCUUCCAGAGUGUUGGUACAAACAGCUCCACAGAACGGACACUGGACCCAGCAGCAACUACACAGCUGGUCAAUGAGGAUCUGAUCAGGCUGCAGCCUGAAGUCCUUCAUCUUAUCCAGCGAGAGGCUGCUCAUCUCUGUAACUAUGGAUGUCAGGCCUGUCUCUACCUCAUCUUUAAGAUGGUCAAAGUCACUGAUGUCAAUGAAGUUUUGAGAACAGAUGGGAUCAAAUGUCAGUUUGUCUUUUAUUAAAGCAGAGAAUUCCUCCAGCCACAUGUCAGUGUUUCCUCUCUGGGCUUUGACUUUGUCUGUUGCUGUAAAUAAAGCAUUGCUCACUAGA